Messenger RNA from Elaeis guineensis (African oil palm), 2593 nucleotides. RefSeq lists its product as uncharacterized. Gene Ontology annotation, molecular function: ATP binding; protein serine/threonine kinase activity. Lineage: Eukaryota; Viridiplantae; Streptophyta; Magnoliopsida; Arecales; Arecaceae. Gene Ontology annotation, biological process: peptidyl-serine phosphorylation; peptidyl-threonine phosphorylation. The record is from RefSeq and is a predicted model, not a curated record.
GCGUUGCCCCUGUCCCCCCGCCCCCGCGGAGAAUCCGAUCCCGCUCGCUCCUUCAAAGCAUGCGGCCCCGAUGGGAUCCCGUCCUCCGCUCCGUCUACCUCCGUUUCCCCCCGUUUGAGCCGCUCCGCCCAUGGCCGCCACGCGAGUCGAGGACGUCAUGGAGUUCUUGACGGCGCAUGGGUUCGCCCGCGCUGCCGCCGCCCUACGCGAUGACGUCCUCUCCCUCUCCGGCGCCGGAGAGGACGACGCCGACCCCCUCGGCCUCGACCUCCUGCCGCCUCUCAGGAUCUCCCCCGGUGGUCGCGCAGGCGACGGCGGUGCCCUUCCGGUGAGCUCGGCCCCCAGCUCCCGCUCCUCCGACGCCUUCGUCAGCCCCGGCUUGUCCCCUUCCGACUUGUUGAAUCCAUAUGGGAUUUGGUCGCCGGGGGGGACUAAAUCAUCGGACUCCUCGUCGGAGAGGGAAUUUGAAACUGCGCGAGAGUAUGAGGAGUCGAAUUUAUUCAACGAUCCCUUCUGGGAUGAUGACCAGUAUGGGGACUAUCUCAAUGAUCCGUACUUUGUAAAGAUGAGCCCGAGCCCUGCUGAAUGCCGGAGCGAGGAUAAGUUUAUAAUGUCUAUAGAUUCUGAGGAGAGAUUUGGGGAACGAGAAAGAUUUGAUUUUGGUGCGGGAGAUAAGCAUGGAGAUGGUGUUGGUGUUAGUUGCGAGGGUUGUUCUGAGAUUUAUAUAUGUUCUUCUCCUCUUUGUGAUUGCUGCAGUGGAUUAAGGGAGCGGAACGAUGGCAGCUCUAUGAAGAUGGUUGGAAACUCGAGUUCGACGAUAUAUGGGCGGUAUCGGAUAUUGGAUGACCAUACAGAAAGACUGGAUGAAUGCGGGGAAGAAGAUGGAUUGCAGUUGAAGCAGGUAGAUGAGAGGGCCAAGAAUGUUUUUUCGGAAGGUGAUUUGCUUCAGGAUGUCAGUGGAGUAGAAAAGAAGAAAAGUUUGGAGUUUGGAUUAGUGGAGAAGGAAUUGCAGAUGCUUAACUCAUAUGCAGGUGCUAGGAGUACUCUAACAAAUGGUGAUUCUGGAUAUGAGAGAAAAAGCAGUGGGGAUUUAAACAACCGUGGUGAAGUACCUAUCUCAAAUACCACAAAUAAUGAGGUGGUGCAAAAAAGAGAUCACUGCUUACAACCUUUUCCUGAGAGAGAUUGUGAGAAAGAUGUAGAUGAUGCAUAUGAAUUAGGAGAGUGUGAAACACUUGACAGAGGAUUUCAGGAUUCUGGAGCUGUGGGGGUUGAAGGAGAGGACCGUGACGCCAGUGAUGAGCUUCAGCUGUAUAAUUCUAAUGAGGAUGAAUAUGAAAUAUUUGAGUUGAGAAUCAUACAUCGGAAAAACAGGACUGGCUUUGAAGAAAACAAAGAUCUGCCAAUUGUUUUGAACACAGUUCUAGCAGGCAGAUAUUAUGUCACCGAAUAUCUUGGUUCAGCUGCAUUCAGCAAGGUAGUCCAGGCACAUGAUCUUCAUAUGGGAAUUGAUGUGUGUCUCAAAAUAAUAAAAAAUGAUAAGGAUUUCUUUGAUCAAAGUUUGGAUGAAAUCAAGCUCCUCAAAUUUGUGAAUAAACAUGACCCUGCUGAUGAGCGUCAUAUAUUGCGCCUCUAUGACUACUUCUAUCAUCAGGAACAUCUUUUCAUCGUUACUGAAUUACUACGAGCAAAUCUGUAUGAAUUUCAGAAAUAUAAUCUGGAAACUGGUGGGGAGGCAUAUUUCACAUUGCCCAGAAUACAGACUAUAGCUCGACAGUGUUUAGAGGCUCUGGAGUACCUGCAUCAUUUGAGGAUAAUUCAUUGUGAUCUAAAGCCUGAGAAUAUCCUUAUUAAAAGCUACAGCAGAUGUGAAAUUAAGGUUAUUGAUCUUGGAAGCAGUUGCUUUCAGACAGACAACUUGUGCCUGUAUGUCCAAUCUCGUUCUUAUAGAGCUCCUGAAGUUAUUCUUGGUCUACCUUAUGAUCAGAAGAUUGAUGUCUGGUCUCUUGGUUGCAUCCUGGCUGAGCUCUACACUGGUGAUGUGUUGUUUCCAAAUGAUUCAGCGGUCAUGAUUCUGGCUCGCAUGAUGGGGAUUCUUGGUCCAAUUGAUAUGGAGAUGCUUGUCAUGGGCCAGGAAACACACAAGUAUUUCACAGAUGAUUAUGAUCUUUAUCACAGAAAUGAGGAAACAGAUCAGAUAGAGUAUUUAAUACCCGAGAAGUCUACAUUGGCACGUCAUUUGCAAGUUCCGGAUACAAAAUUUCUGGAUUUCCUUUCAUAUUUGCUCCAAACAAAUCCUAGGAGGCGGCCCACAGCAAGACAAGCAUUGCAACAUCCAUGGCUCUCCUUUGCAUAUAAGUAAAUCUGGAUCAAAAGUUUCACUGUGCCUCUUACUUUCAUUAAGCAAGGGCAUUCUCACCAUCGACAGGUUCCAGCACUGUUGUUUGUUUGCUAUUUCUGCAUCCCAAGUUUACUGAGUGAAUUUCUUUAUAAAGAAAAGAAAAAUUAUACCGAGCGAACCGAUUCAUACUUGUAACUAUGCAUGUAAGUGUAAAAAAAAAUUAUGUUCUGUAUAUAGUCAAUGACUUUUUCA